Messenger RNA from Somion occarium, 2089 nucleotides. The record is from the annotation of a GenBank genome assembly. Lineage: Eukaryota; Fungi; Basidiomycota; Agaricomycetes; Polyporales; Cerrenaceae.
AGCUUGAGAAGCCGGCCAAUUGAAGUCUUGACAUUAUUCCAUUUCCUGAGCCUACUGUUGCUAGUAAGACUAUACCAGCUGCAGGGGACGCAAAAGAGGAAAUUCAAGCGCACGACGAUCCAAAAGUUGUUUACCGACAUACCGGGGACAACCGAGUUGACGUCCUUAUAAAAGCUUUAAGGAGAGAUCUUGCUCUUCAGAAUCAGAUUGCGCGUUGACUGCACUAUUGAGGCUCCUUGUUUACAACAUUGCACGCUACAUCGACCAUGAACGAAUCCUGCCUAUCUUCCAGCAGGGGUGAGAAUGUUCACCAUACCCUUGUUGACCUCAACAGUUCUGGUGGUUCCAUUGCUUCCCUACCCCCAGAACUAUGGGUUGAAAUCUUCUUGUACUGUGUGGAUCAUAGUCCGCGAUGGAGGCUACCGAUUAGCAGCUUGGGGCCGUCCGCGUAUACGUGGACACGACUAUGUCAUGUUUGCCGUCAAUGGAGAGCCAUUCUUCUGUCCACGCCUAUACUAUGGAAUCGAAUCGUGUUCACGCACCAUACGGAUGCUGUUAGCUAUGCGGUGGAGCGAUCCAAGGCAGUCCCAAUUCACCUAUAUUACGCUUUCAGGCGACCUUCGCGUGCUGUAGACACUCUCCGUGCGACCCUUGUGACACAAGCUCAUCGCAUUCAAACCAUCGACUUUAGAGCUAACAAUCGAGAGUGGCUUAGGAUAGCCGGAGCCGUCGAUCCCAGCCCGAGCCCCCCUGCUCUGCAAUCUAUCCAAAUGUCAUACUCUAGUUUUCUUGAAUACGGUGGUCACAUCGACGUACUUGCAGACGUAUUCCUGCGUCGUCCAGCAUCACAUCUCGAAUACAUGUGCCUCAGUCAAUUCCCUUGCACUAUGAUGCAAGGCGCAUCGUAUUCUCGUCUUCGACACCUCAAAUUGCAAGAUACCCCGGAUUUCGUGGAUAUGUCGGAAUUGCUGGAUAUUCUAGCGUCCAUGCCAUAUCUGUUUUCGUUAGAUUUAGACCAAAUCCUCAUCAAUUUCGGAAACGUACCCUCUCGGACUGUCACUUUACUACAUCUGCAAACCCUGCGCCUUGCUACGUAUUCAUGGGAAUGUACGGCAUUACUCAACAGUCUCGCAUUCCCACCUUCCGCAUAUUUAAAGCUCAGAAUUCUCAAGAAUUGGGACGAAUCUCAAGACGAUAGUUCACUUUCACACAUCACAUCUCGUACCCUCACGGCAUGGGCUGAAACAAAGCCCGCUCUGUCGUGUACAUCUAUGCGUAUUAGUCAUGGCCGGAGAGGAGCCAGAUGUCAAAUCUGGACAAACGACUUGGGAGAUUCAAUCUACGACACAUCUGCGCAAACCCAACUGGAUAUUCGGUUCAACUCGGAUAGCAUGCGAGCUUUCAAUGCCAUGUUAACGGUGGCCUCCGCCUUUGCAACGGAUACGUUGCGAAGCGUGCACAUAGAUGGAGUUUCCGCAGUCGAAAUCGAUCUCGAUCAAGCUCGUCUCAUGAGCUGGGCAGCGUUCGAGAAAGCGAGGCAUGUCCAUACUUUGGCGAUGCAUGAAUGGUCUUUCCCGUUACUCAGUUAUAUUCUCGAUACAACAGCCAGAUGUAAUUGGGACCACCCUGGUUGUUCGGCUACCGACGAACCGUUGUUCACAGGUCUCAAACACCUGAUACUCAUCCAGGAACCAACCAAUGAUGCGUUGGAGAAUGCGUUUUUAGACGACUUGCGCUACAAGUUAGAGCUUCGCAAGGAUGCUACUCAGAUGGUCGAGAGGCUAUCUGUCGUGGCAUCUAAGAUAGUGGAAGAAGAGGAGUUCGCAGAGAUAUGGGACUCAAUGAAGGUGGGCAGGCUAGAGCUACGAAGUAACUUCCCACAACAUCCAGACUCGAAAACGUCCGACGAUGAGGACUGGUAGGCUUAACAGCCAAUCCCGGUGAGCAUUGCGGUCUCGGGCUUCAGGGUUGAGAGGUUUAUGUAUUGUUUGACAAGGCCCUGGUACAACGCUAGUUACUUAUACAGAUGGUGUAAUACGGUCGGUUGUUCAUGCAAUAAGUAAAGAAAUCCAUGCGUACAUUCCCUAUC